CGUUCAAUCGCCAUCAAAACAUUCCCUGCAGCAAGAAAAAAACCCACACACACAUGGGCCCGGACCAGCUGAUUUUGACAGCUGCUGUCAUGUGCGUAAACAUUAUGUAAACAACAGGUCCGUGCCGGUCGUGCAAGUGUUACUCCUUUACAGUGGAGUGAUUUCGAGAGCGAAAAAUGGUUUCAUUACGAAUGAGAUCCUGCAUACGACCGCUUUCUACCGGCGUUCGGCUGGACAAAUCAUUUGCCAAGUGGUAUCAAAGUUUGUGGCAGCCGAAGAGCAACGAACCACCGUACGACCACAUCGUGCAGCUCGGUGAUCCCGUUCUGCGCGUUCCAGCGAAUCCGAUCCCGGAAAAGGAGCUUCAAUCACCGGAAGUACAGUAUCUAGUCAACCAUCUGGUGAAGGUGAUGCGUGCCUACAAGUGUGUGGGGCUGGCCGCACCACAGCUCGGACUCUCGCUGCGUGCGUUCGUGAUGGAGUUUAAGGACGGUCUGCGGGACCAGUACACCAAGGCGGAUUACAAGCUGCGCGAAAUGGAACCACUACCAUUGACGGUUUGCUUAAAUCCGGAACUGAAAGUGCUCAACUACGAAAAGGUGACCCACACGGAAGCGUGCGAAAGUGUGCGCGGCUAUCGGGCGGAUGUGGCCCGCUACCGUGAGGUGUUGCUAACGGGCUUCGAUGCUUCCGGCCGGCACCAGGAGCUGCGCUUGAAAGGCUGGAAUGCACGCAUUGCCCAGCACGAGAUGGACCACCUGAACGGGGUCGUUUACACCGAUCUUAUGAAUAGGAAAAGUUUCACCUGCACCUGCUGGCAGGCGGUGAACGCGAACAGUGGACGCAUUAAGCUAUCGUUUGCAAAUAAAUAGGAAGGAGUAAAAGGGUAAGAACCGCAGCGAACGCGCCUGUGCGUCAUUGGCGUUUGGCUUUGUCAAACACAACGAUCGGAUUUUAUUAGUUUUAUCAUACGCAACGGAAACCGGAAACAACUGUUUGGCGCGAAACAUAGGAAACAUCAUUACAUAGCGGCGGUGGAGUAGGUAAACCAAUGUCCGGGCAGAUAAUUUAGACACGAUGGGUAUGGGAUGCAUGUAGGGUUUUCUUCGCUAUGAUACGCGAUCGUUAGCAUCAUCGUCUCUGUUGGCCAACAAUUAAAAACAAGCACACCUUUGGCUUCGCCUGCCACGCUGAGAUUCGCGGCGACAUUGUGCAGUGGUUGGAGUAUAGCGC
Messenger RNA from Anopheles stephensi (Asian malaria mosquito), 1233 nucleotides. Its product is annotated as peptide deformylase, mitochondrial-like. Gene Ontology annotation, molecular function: peptide deformylase activity. NCBI's taxonomy places the organism in Eukaryota, Metazoa, Arthropoda, Insecta, Diptera, Culicidae. Gene Ontology annotation, cellular component: mitochondrion. Gene Ontology annotation, biological process: N-terminal protein amino acid modification; peptidyl-methionine modification. The coding region runs from base 177 to 872 and encodes 231 amino acids. The record is from RefSeq and is a predicted model, not a curated record. The transcript has 2 exons.